This is a messenger RNA of Sporothrix brasiliensis 5110, 2628 nucleotides long. RefSeq names its product exosome complex exonuclease RRP6. The record is from RefSeq and is a predicted model, not a curated record. The transcript has a single exon. Gene Ontology annotation, cellular component: nucleolus; nuclear exosome (RNase complex). Gene Ontology annotation, biological process: nuclear polyadenylation-dependent snRNA catabolic process; exonucleolytic trimming to generate mature 3'-end of 5.8S rRNA from tricistronic rRNA transcript (SSU-rRNA, 5.8S rRNA, LSU-rRNA); poly(A)-dependent snoRNA 3'-end processing. Gene Ontology annotation, molecular function: 3'-5'-RNA exonuclease activity; nucleotide binding; nucleic acid binding. The coding region runs from base 1 to 2628 and encodes 875 amino acids. NCBI's taxonomy places the organism in Eukaryota, Fungi, Ascomycota, Sordariomycetes, Ophiostomatales, Ophiostomataceae.
AUGGAUUCUGAGGACUUCAAGGCCCAACAGCAAAAGAUCCAUGCUGCGCUCGUUGCCGUAAAUCGUUCCGUCAACGGCAUUGCCUCCGAAGAUCUCACCUUCCUGCGCACCGUCAAUCCGUCUGUUGCCGGCGAGCUCGAUGAACAGGCGGCACGCCUUUUGCGCCUCUCCAAUGGCCUUCUCAAGUCGGCUGCAGGGGCCACCGGAAAACGCGCUGCGCCCCAGCUCGAUGACGCCGACGACGUCGACCUUAACUGGCGCGGCGUUGUCGACGUGAUUGACGGCCUGCUCGAGAAAGCCGACACCACCCUUGACGAAUACACCGGCCUCCUCAAGCGCAAGGAUGCACCUACUGCUGAAGGUGGCUCCGACUCCAAGAAACCCAAGCAGCAAGGCGCCGGAGCAACGGGUGCCUCGGGCGCCGGCACAGACCGUCUCGACUGGAACAUUCGCCGCGCCAACAUUCCGAAGCCGCAGGAGUUGUUCGAGCGCAAGCCCGACAACUUUGACAAGGGUCCCUGGAAGCCGAUUCUGACGACAAAGCCACAUGCGAUUGUGCCACUCGAGGACAGCCUGACGACGUUUGUCGACGAAUACAACCUGACGCAGUUCAAGCACCCAUACGAAGCCGAGAUCAAACAACUACACUACCCUGAAGCCGUCCACAAGUCUCACGAACCUAUCCUCUACCAGCCCGUCGAGUCUACGUCCGCUGUUUGGGUUGACACCUUUGAGGGUGUUGAGGCCAUGCUCGCAGAGCUGCGCGAAGCCGACGUGAUCGCGGUCGAUCUUGAGCACCACGACUUCCGCACCUACAAUGGCCUGCUGUCACUCAUGCAGGUCAGCACCCGCACCAAGGACUGGAUUGUCGACACCUUGCAGCCCUGGCGCCACCGUCUCGAGAUUCUCAACGAAGUCUUUGCCGACCCCACCAAGCUCAAGGUCUUCCACGGUGCCAGCAGUGACAUUGUGUGGCUGCAGCGCGACCUUGGCCUCUACGUUGUUGGUCUCUUUGACACCUACUUUGCUUGUGACUGCCUCGAGUACAGCAAGCGCAGUCUGGCCUUCCUUCUCGAGCGCUUUGUCAACUUUGACGCCGACAAAAAGUACCAGAUGGCCGACUGGCGCAUCCGCCCGCUCCCCGAGGAAAUGCUUUACUACGCCCGCUCCGAUACCCACUACCUGCUGUACAUCUACGACAUGGUGCGCAACGAGUUGGCUUCCAAGUCCGACCGCACCAACCCCGAAAAGGACCUGACUUCAUACGUUCUGAAAAAAUCCAAGGAGGUUUCACUCUCCCGCCACGAGGCCUUGCUCUGCGACCCCGAGACCGGCAUGGGCGCCCGCGGCUGGCUCAACACCCUUCUAAAAACCUAUACUCUGCUGAGCGGAGAACAGUUUGCCGUUUAUCGUGCACUCUACCAAUGGCGCGAUGAUCUCGCACGGCGUUUGGACGAGAGCCCCGGAUUCCUCAUGCCCGUGCGUGUACUGUCCGACAUUGCGCGCAUUCUCCCACCGGAUCGGAAAGCUCUGCUGAGCUUGCUGCACAACACGGCCCGCGUCACCAAGUCGUCCAUGAACGAGAUCUUCACGCUUAUCCAGGAUGCCCAGGCCCGCGGCGCUACGGGGCCCACAUCGAUUGAGUUCCUGCGGUCCGACGCCGUCGGUGCCCUGGUCAAGGCGAACCGGCAUCUCAACUUUUCUGCGUCACACGCGGCCGGAACUAGUACGGGUGCUGCACUUGAAAAGCCGAAAACUGUCGAGCCUCUUCCGAACGUCACAGAACUGCGAAGUACGUUCUCGCAGCUCUGGGGCAAGAAACCAAUUGGCGGGAAGAGGGAUGGAAGCACUGGGGGUGAGGAGGCGGGUGGCGUGCCGAUUGAGGCGCCGUGGUUCGUCCAGGCUGCCAUCUCUAUCACUGCAGACGGAGCAGCGCCGCCGACAGUCGCUCCUGCUCCCAACCCUGCCCCGGCCUCUAAGCCGAUACCGUCAGAGGACUACAUUGAGUUCCUGUCGCCGGCUCAGAAGGCUCAACCAGCACGGCCAGAGGCAGCGGAUGCGACGCCAGCAGCGCCAGCACCCGCAGAAAAAGUCGACGAGAUGAAUGAGGACGAGGCAGAUGAAGAAGAGGACGAAGGCGCUUUCACACUAAAGUGGGGCAAGAAGGACGGCAAGGCGGCUGCUUCGGCCGCAGAUAACAAAAAGUUCUUGUCCGAAGCCCAAAAGCAGAAGCAGCUGAGAAAAAAGGAGAAGAAAGAGGCCCGGCGAGCGGCGAAACGGAGCAAGUCCGAGUCGGCUGGGUCAGGUCUCGAGAUCGGCACGGGCGGCGAAGAGGGUGCGACGACACAGACAUCAGAUAGCGACGGCGGCGGUGCUCGCAUCGACGCCACCGAGAACGAUGACGAGGCCAUGGCCGAUGGCGUUGAGAAUAACAGCGACUUUGUGCCGUUCAACUACGACACGGCCGGGUCGGUGCUACACCCAAAGAAGACGGCUGCCGACAAAAAGUCGCCAGCCAAUGCCAAGAAGGUCUUCAACCCGUACGGUAGCAAGGGCGACGACGGGCCCAAGGCGGCGCGGCGGAUGCACUUUGAGAAGAUGGGCAAGACGGGCACCUUCAAGAAGUGA